Molecule: messenger RNA, 1330 nt
Organism: Cannabis sativa
Lineage: Eukaryota; Viridiplantae; Streptophyta; Magnoliopsida; Rosales; Cannabaceae
Product: CST complex subunit STN1
Exons: 1
Coding region: 622-1101 (159 amino acids)
Biological process (GO): nucleotide-excision repair; double-strand break repair via homologous recombination; DNA replication
Cellular component (GO): site of double-strand break; chromosome, telomeric region; DNA replication factor A complex
Molecular function (GO): nucleic acid binding
Source: RefSeq, a predicted model, not a curated record
GUCAUGGUACACUACUGUAGUGUGUGUUUGAUUUAUUUUUUUUUUAAUGAGGAUUAACAUCUAAUAAUGUGUAUUCUUUUUUCUGUUUUGUAUACUUCGUUUAUGUGAAAAAUCCUUCAGUCCUAGUGAGCAGGACUUUUAAUACUACUAGUUCUGAACCCCGAUUGCUUCCCUAAUUCCAAUUGUAACCAUUUGAACUACAGGGUGUGGUUUGUGAAAUGGAACUAUCUUGCAUUGGUUUGUUAGGAAGGUGUGAAGCCUUGGGAUUGAUUUUAGUAUUCAUAUUAGCAGUGACCUGGUUAAUAGCCUUGCUGACAAGACAACCUCAUACUAAAACAAACCAGAAGCAGGUUUGUGAUGAUUCUGAAACACACAAGGGUCUCUGUGAUAAAGGGUUCAAGCUUCCCUUACUGGAAGCCAUUGCCUUGUAUUGCUGAGAGUGAAGCUUUCUUGGUUGGUUAGCUACAAAGAACAUCUCAAAAAGCCUCUGAAAUACGCUCAUCUGGUUCAAAAUAUUAGCCCCAAUUUCAAUACAUGUUGAAGUUGUGGUCUGAGCUUAUGCCAUUAUUUAUGUAUGAGUUUGAAGUUUAAUGUAUUUUAUUCGAAUUUCGAAACCCUUGGAUGGAUCGCUCGUUAUACAAUACGCAUGUGAAGCUACUAGCUUUUGACCUUACCUCUCUCACCCAAAUCUCCUCAUGCUCAAAUUCUUUCUCUCGCCAUGGGUUCCUCCUCUCGCGCAUCGAAACCCUUGGAGUCGUAACAUUUUGUGACCUCAAACCACGAAAAUUUCUCAAAUUCAUUAUCGAUGACGGUACUGGUUGUGUCGAUUGCAUCCUUUGGCUAAACCAUCUGACAUCUCCUUACUUCGCUCGUCAAAACCCUUCAAAUGUUCAACAAAUUGCCGACUCGGCCAUCCGUUUUGCGUCGGAGGUGCGACUCGGUGUCGUUGCUAGAGUUCGUGGGAAAAUCACCAAGUAUAGAGGUUUGGUUCAGGUCACCGUUUCAGACAUCGUCGUUGAGAGGGAUCCUAAUGCUGAGAUCUUGCACUGGUUGGAUUGCAUGAGGUUGGCGCGUCAAUGUUAUGAUCAUUCUAUCAAGUGAGUUUGUUUUCGAUACGAUAAUGAAAAAUUAUUGUUAUUGUUUGGUUUCAUAUAUACAUAUCAUUAUCUUAUCUUUACUGUAAAAAUCCAAAACAACACCCAUUGUGGUUAGAUCAUGUUGUUAGUCUUCUCUUGGCUCAUGGUAACGGCCAAGGCUCCAUUUCACACUAUAAUGCCAAUUAUUGUUUGGCAAAACCACACAAUAUAUGCAACACUUUCAUGCUGUCCAA